GAGGGAUAUUUGCUCGUUUUCUCCCAAAAUGAUAGAAUUUCUUCGUAUAACGAAAGAGCCAGCCGCCCGGUUAGAUUCUGUAAGAUUAUGAAAAAGAGUUGCUCGUAUCAUUCUUGGGAAGACAGCUGCAAUAGUGCAAUGGAAGGGGGAGAAGUAAAAGAUGACUGCCCUGAGUAAAAAAGAUACAAUAGCAUUUGGGAGAAUGCUUUCUUACAGUAUUACAGUAAUGGUGUUUUCCUGCUUUUCUUUUUUCUCAUAUUGAUUACAAGAAUUUCCUCACAUUUGACCACUCCACUCCAUCGUUGGAGGGCAGAAAAAUCUACUGCGAUAUUUAUAUCUCCGACAGAGGUGGCAUUUUUUCGGUUUCAGCCGAAACGCCAUCUAAGAGUCUCAUUUCAGUCAAAGUCUGUCAGCUGUUACGGGAGAUUUCAACCACGUGGGGAAGUUAGCGGCGGUUGCUCUCCAGAUCUGUGACGAUUCAGUUAGGCGUUUAAAGGUGGAUGCUGCUCUGCCCAAUUACUGGAGUAAUUAGGGUUUCACUUUCUAUUUUUAUCAAUUACAAGGUGGUGUGAGGGCCGGACGGCGCCAAGCUCCUCUUCGCAGACGCCGCUGACUGUGGAGGUAUUGGUAAUGACCGGAGGCUCUGAGAGUGGAAAGUGGACCUUACUAGCCCCUUUUCGAACCAAAGAUUGCAUCUUUAAACAGAGGUGCGCUAUUUCGGGAUUAGGAAUGGAAUGGGAAACCUCAAGUUCACUCAUUUACAGUUCUCUUAUGCGGAAAAUCCAGACUUGGAUGUAAAACAGCCCAAACAUGCAAGUUAAAGCUCCUAAUGCAGAUGUGCUCAGGGUUAGUGUUUCUAGUGCCCCUAGCACUUCAAGCCACGGUUCAGCUCCUGAUGAUUAUUAUGAUGCUUCAGGUGAUGUGUAUAUAUGGGGUGAGGUAAUAUGUGAUAACACCAUCAAAGUUGGUCCUGAAAAGAAUUCUAUCACUCUGAACACCAACCGAACUGACGUUCUUCUACCAAGGCCUUUAGAGUCUCACAUUGUGUUGGAUGUAAGUCGCAUAGCCUGUGGGGUCAGGCAUGCUGCCCUUGUGACUAGACACGGCGAAGUUUUCACAUGGGGUGAAGAAUCUGGUGGGCGGCUUGGCCAUGGUGUCGGUAAAGAUGCUACUCAUCCCCACCUUGUUGAAUCUUUAUCUUUCCACGGCAUUGAAUUUGUUGCUUGUGGUGAAUUCCACACAUGUGCUGUUACGAUGGAUGGUGAACUCUACACAUGGGGAGAUGGAACACACAAUGCCGGACUUUUAGGUCAUGGAUCAAAUGUUAGUCACUGGAUACCAAAGAGGAUCUCAGGUCCUCUUGAGGGGGUUCGAGUUUCAACGAUAGCUUGUGGGCCAUGGCAUUCAGCCUUGAUCACGUCAACAGGGCGCCUCUUCACGUUUGGUGAUGGAACAUUUGGUGUUUUAGGACAUGGAGAUAGAGAGACCGUUCUGUUUCCAAGAGAGGUUUCUUCUCUCUCUGGAUUAAGAACAGUUUCUGUUGCAUGUGGUGUUUGGCACACUGCUGCUGUUGUGGAGGUCAUUGUUACUCAAUCUAGUGCAAGUUUAUCAUCUGGAAAAUUGUUUACUUGGGGUGAUGGAGAUAAAAACCGGCUGGGGCAUGGUGACAAAGAGCCCCGUUUGGAACCUACUUGUGUGCCCGCCCUUAUCGAUCAUAAUUUCCACAAAAUUGCUUGUGGACAUUGCUUGACUGUCAGCUUGACCACUUCCGGCCGUGUUUUCACCAUGGGAAGCACCGUGUAUGGUCAACUUGGAAAUCCUAAUUCGGAUGGAAAGUUGCCAUGCUUAGUUGGGGACAAACUUGCUGAUGAGGAAAGUGUUGUUGAAGAUAUUGCAUGCGGUUCAUAUCACGUCGCAGUUUUAACAUCCAGAAACGAGGUUUACACUUGGGGUAAAGGAGCCAAUGGAAGGUUAGGCCAUGGAGACGUAGAAGAUCGAAAAUCACCCACUUUAGUUGAGGUUUUGAAGGAUAGGGUUGUAAAGUAUGUUGCUUGUGGUUCAAGUUACACCGCAGCUAUAUGUCUUCACAAGUGGAUCUCUGUGGCUGAGCAAUCUCAAUGCUCUUCUUGUAGGCAGGCUUUUGGGUUCACAAGAAAGAGACAUAAUUGCUACAAUUGCGGGCUUUUGUAUUGCCAUGCCUGCAGUUCAAGAAAGGCACUAAGGGCUGGUUUGGCCCCUAAUCCGAGAAAACCGUACCGUGUCUGUGAUUCCUGUUUUGCCAAAUUGAGUAUGGUGGUCAGUACUGGGAGAGGUGAGGGACCACGCCUCUCGGGCGGUGAGAACAAGGACAGAUUGGAUAAGGAUGAGUUACGGUUAGCCAAAUCAGUGGUGCCUUCAAAUCUCGAGCUGAUAAAGCAAUUGGAUUACAAAGCAGCCAAACAAGGAAAGAAAACUGACAGAUUCUCAUUAGGUCCCACUUUUCCAAAACCAGCUUUGACAGCAUUGACUGGUGUUUCUAGAAGCGUGUCGCCAUUCUCGCGGAAAUCCAGUCCCCCACGUUCAGCAACACCUUUACCCUCAACCUCUGGGCUGUUGUUCUCCAAAAGCAUGGUGGACAGUUUGAAGAGGAACAAUGAAGCGCUAAAUCAAGAAAUUCACAAGUUGCAUGCUCAGGUGGAGACUCUCCGGAAACAAUGUGAACUCCAAGAAUUGAAUCUUCAAAAAUCAACUAAAGAAGCUCAGGAAGCAUUGCUUCUGGCUGCAGAGGAAUCUGCUAAGUCUAAAGCUGCAAAAGAAGUGAUUAUAUCACUUACUGCACAGCUCAAAGACAUGGCUGAGAGAUUGCCACCUGGGACUUACACCACCGAGACUUUCAAGCUCGCUUACCCACCUAAUGGAUUGGAGUCAAAUGGUCUUCUCCACUUCAAUGAUACAAAUGUGGAUCCAAAUGGAGUUGUGACCUCCAACAGGCCAGAUGAUCAGUCCAUCCCCGAAUUCCCCAAAGGAAGUGGGGUGCCCACAUUUAGAAACUUUGUCUCUGAACCUGAUGCUGGUAACAAGGACACCUCUCCAUUACAGGAGGAUACCAAAAAUGGUACAAGAUCUAGAGGAGGUUCCAUUCCUCUUGCCAACGAUGACCAAAUUGAGGCUGAGUGGAUUGAACAAUAUGAGCCUGGUGUUUAUAUAACGCUAGUGGCUCUUCGAGAUGGCUCCAGAGAUCUUAAACGAGUGCGCUUCAGUCGAAGAAGAUUUGGAGAGCACCAAGCAGAGAGUUGGUGGUCAGAGAACCGUGACAAUGUUUAUGAUAAAUAUAAUAUCAGAGGAUCAGCCAUGCCCACCGUCUCUGGCAAAGCUAGUUGCAGGUCAGAAGGGCAUAUUUCUCCUUCAUCCCAAAGAUAGGAAUGUUUAAUGGAGAUUUUUCCCAUCUGAAUGCUUGCUUGGGUUUUGUUCAUCUUUGUAUGCUAUGUAUGUUCCAAUGGCACAGCCAAAAGCUCCUUUCUCACCUUUUCCCUUUCCCCAAUUUGUUCUUUCAGGUAUUUAUUUUUAGAGCGUUUAGCAUUUUUCUUGCCCGUUGCAUUUCACUGUAUAUAUGUUACUGGUUGUACUUUGGUUUUAUCCAUGAAACCAAAGCAGGUUCAGUGGCUAAUUGGCUAUUUGCCUAUGAUUGGGACAGCUGGUGGGAACUUUAUAAGUUAAUGUGCAUUUUUUAACUACUACUACCGUACUACGUACAAUUUUUAGGCUACGUGCUU
Cuscuta europaea is the source of this 3752-nucleotide messenger RNA. The record is from the annotation of a GenBank genome assembly. NCBI's taxonomy places the organism in Eukaryota, Viridiplantae, Streptophyta, Magnoliopsida, Solanales, Convolvulaceae.